Messenger RNA from Pundamilia nyererei, 3414 nucleotides. RefSeq names its product zinc finger and BTB domain containing 40 (gene zbtb40). Gene Ontology annotation, biological process: regulation of transcription by RNA polymerase II. NCBI's taxonomy places the organism in Eukaryota, Metazoa, Chordata, Actinopteri, Cichliformes, Cichlidae. The record is from RefSeq and is a predicted model, not a curated record. Bases 457 to 3027 code for a protein of 856 amino acids. Gene Ontology annotation, molecular function: RNA polymerase II cis-regulatory region sequence-specific DNA binding; protein binding; DNA-binding transcription factor activity, RNA polymerase II-specific. Gene Ontology annotation, cellular component: nucleus. The transcript has 13 exons.
CAGUUCACACCCGAGCUUCAACUCUCGCGGCCCGGUACCGGUCCAGUGCCCGGGGGCCGCUGAUUUAAAGCGAACAUCCGCUGUAUUACGAAUAUAUAACAGAUUCUUGUUCCAGGCAAAAGCUUUUAUGUAUUUGUCGUUAAUUUAAUAAUUUUGCGAGAAUCUAUUUGUAAUGAACUGUGGAGCUGUUGUUUGACACGAGCCCACACCGCACGUCCCUGAAUGACUACUCCGGUGAAGGCCCAACGGUCAUACAAACAGAUUUAAAGCGAACCGCUCGCUGUGAUGGGACUUCUUCAACCGGAAGUGUCCCAAUUUGUUCACGUACUGCGUGUCGCCAUUUUCAAAACAGUUGAGCUUUAUUGCGCACGGCAGAAUUGUUCAGCAGAGAAGUUUAAAUAAAGACUCGGAUUGAAUAAUUCAAGCUGUGGUUGGUGCAGUCGCCCUGAAACCAACAUGAUGGAGUUACCCAACUACAGCAGCCAGCUGAUGCAGCAGCUGUGGGCCUUGAGGAAGGAGGAGCACUUCUGCGACUGCACCAUCUUGGUGGGAGAGGGUCGUCAUCGCGCACAUAAACUGGUGCUGGCUGCCUCCAGCAUGCUUUUCAGGUCUCUCCUGGAUGGCUCCGACACCAUCUCCAUCGACACAGCUGUGGUUUCCUCGCAGGAGUUUGGCUGCCUCCUGGACAUGGUCUACACUGGUAAACUGCCUCCAGGUAAACACAACGUCAGUCGCAUAGUCGCCGCUGCAGACAGCCUGCAGAUGUAUGACGUGGCCGUUGGCUUUAAGCAAGUCCUCACCAGCCUGGUGAACCAGAAGCCCCCGGUAUCAGUGAGCUCCGCUGUGCCACACCUCACCGUGACCGACAAAGCCCCGAAUAUGAAGCCUGAAGGCUCAGCCUCGCCCAGCAAGCACAACCCGUCUUCAGACGAGGCGGAGGUGACGGACGAGCUGAAAAAAGAAUCGUUUGAGCAUGACCGCGAUGACGAGCCGGCGAUUAAAAGGGCCCGCGUGGAGCUCCCUGACACAUCAGGGCCCGAAGACAUCAAAUCCUCAGAAGGUGGCGACACGUCGGCAGCCAGGCUGUCCAGCGAGUCUGGUCUCCUCGCCAACACGUCGUCUGUUGUGGAACUGCUGAGCCAAGCAGCAGAGAGCCUGACAGAAAGAGAGCGACAGGUUGUGUGUCGGUGCUGUGAGGAGGCUGAUCCCAGCUCCGUGUCGGAGAAGCUGAUGAGUAAAGUGAAAGAGGGUCAGAUCGGAGAGGAGGGGCUUAUCAAGCUGCUGCGCACCGCCAAGCAGAAAGCUUCAUCGUCCUGUCCCACACAGCUGCUCCCUCUGCUGGAGGAGCUGGAGAGGAGCGUACGGCAGCCCGAUGACAGCCACACUGGAGCUGACUCAGAGCAGGAGAACAGGAGUGAAGAUCGUGUCCAGGAAGAAGAUGAAAACGGUGACGAGGCGGAGAACAAGGAGGAGCAGGAAGAUGCAGCUGUAGCAACCGAGUGUUCCCCUCCCUGCUCCUCUCCUGCUUCCUGUCACGCCAAACCUUACUGCUGUCACUGGUGUAAGAAGAGCUUUGAUUACAAGUGUCGAAUGCUAGCACACAUGAAGCGCUGCUCCAUGUCCCAGGAGUGUGAGCAGCAGUGUCCCGAGUGUCCUGAGAAGCUGUCUAAGCGGGCCCUGCAGCGCCACCGGGCCGAGGCUCACCGCAGCGCCACGCGGGUCAAGAAGAAGGCGGCCUGUGACCUCUGCGGCCGCACCUUCGCCCACCCGUCGGGUAUGAUUUACCACAAGCGCACUGAGCACUUUGAAGAGAAGCCGUUUGCUUGUGAUGAAUGCGGCGCGAAGUUUGGUGCAAACUCAUCUCUGAAGAAUCACAUGAGGCUGCACACAGGGGAGAAACCCUACCACUGCAAGCACUGUGACAUGAGCUUCAGCGUGGCUGCUGCACUUGCAUACCACACCAAAAAGAGACACUCUGAGGGGAAGAUGUAUGUGUGCCAGUACUGCAAGGCUGUCUUCGCCCAGUCCAUAGAGCUGACGCGUCACGUGCGGACGCACACGGGAGACCGGCCCUACGUAUGCCGAGAGUGUGGCAAAGGCUACAGCCAGGCCAGCGGGCUCACUGUGCACCUGCACACCUUCCACCACCUGUCGGAGCCCCACGACUGUCAGAAGUGCUGUCUCAGCUUCUCGUCGCUGGACGAGCAUCGGCAGCACAUCCAGGAGUUUCACCCCAAGGAGUUCCACAAGUGUCCCACCUGCAGUAAGCUGUUUACCAGCGCCGCCCUCCUGGACAAACACAAGCCCACGCACACUGGGACAAAACCCUUCAGCUGUGAUCUCUGCAACAAGUCAUACCAGCAACUGUCAGGACUGUGGUACCACAACAGGACUAACCACCCUGAUGUGUUUGCCAACCACACCCGGCAGCUCAAGAACCUGGUCCAGUGCGAUGUCUGCUUCAAGUUCUUCCCUAGUUCUGUCAGUCUGGCCAAACACCAGGCUGCUGAGCACCAAGGCUCUGUGGCUGUGCUGGGUGGAGAUGAGGACACGCAGGAGAACAUCUGCACGCAGCAUAUCAGCAGCGAGGCAUUCAGGUGCUCCCGCUGCUCCACGCUCUGCUCCUCUCAGCUUAAGCUGCAGGAGCACCUGCUCUCCUGCCAUGUGGAGACACGGCAGGAGCAGGAGAGCCGGGAGGAAGAGCAGGCCUCCACCUCCGACACGGUGAUACCAGCCAAUCCAACAGGGAGCAGACAGGAAGGGGCGGAGUCUGAGGAGCCAAGGCAGCAGGGGGUUGGUCAGCAGGUGUUUCUAGCUCUGGCAGAUGGGCGAGAGGUGAAAUCAUCAGCAGAGCUGGUGGAGGUGAACAUGUACGACCUUCUGAACAACUCUGUGGCGGUCAUCUGCGAGGACAAACCAGCAGCGCCACAAACACGCCUGCAGAAAACAUCAGCAACACUGGCUGCUGCGCUCGUCUGUCCCACAGUCCCAGCUGAUGACAGCCCGACGUUUUCAGUCUGCUCAUGAUUCACGGACACGGUGUAAGCAUAGGUUUGUGUUGCUCUAAAGACAUGACAGCAGUGCUGCUCUGUGGCUCUCAGCACUCAGAUCUCUGCAUGUACAGGUCUGCAUUGUCCCUUAAGCAGUGGGAGCAUUUGUUAGACUCCAGGCGUGGGACUAAAUCACCAAACCGUGAAAGUUUAUGGUCACUGUGGACUGGUACCUGUGAACGCUAAUAAACACGAAAUACCUGACGCUGCUCUGUGGAAUGGUUCCUGCUGUUGUACGAAUAAAACGACUGCAUUUAAGAUUUCUCACAUCAAAUAGUUCACACCUGUUUAUCCUGUUCAGCGGUCAGUAUUAGCUCACAAACGAUCGUUAACUGCAAAUAAAGAGAGAUGUGGCUUUAUUACA